GAGAGGCUCACAGGGAAGCUCUGAGGGGCAACAGAUCUGGUUUGCUCGGCUGAAAGACCAAACAAGAGAUGGAUUUUUGCACAACGUGAGAGAGGAGCAGCUGCUUCACAUAAGAAAAAUAAAGUCAGGAUGUCUGGGAUUGACGUUCCGUUGAUGGACCAAAAUGAGACCGGAAUCUCGUCAGUAGACAAUGGGACUUUCCUCCGUUUCUCCCCGACCUCUGCCUCCACAUCUGCGGCCGCCUCAUCUCCGGGGCGUCCAGGGAAUGUUUAUGUUUAUGUAUGGCUCUUUCUCGGCCUGCUGGUGUUCCUUCUGACGCUGCUCGUCAUUUCCCUACACAGGCUCAAGAACAUCAUCUCCUCUUCUUCCUCUGUCCCCGACUGCAGCAGCGAGGGAGGAAGCUCCUUCACCAACAUGGAGAUAUGUAGCAUCUCAUCUCAGAGGUCCACCAUCUCUGCACUCUCCACCUGAGGGAUGUGGGAGGGAGCACAUACAGUACAGACACAUGCACAUGUGCUCUCAUUCGUGCAUGCCCAUGCAAACAAAGGCAAGCAUGCGCACACAUAUAAAGCACACAGAGGUCCAGCACCUCCUCACUGUGACAUACAAACACAAAAACCUUUUGUCAGCCCCAAAGAAGCUGACAUAAUGGCAUUACAGUCCGUGCAUGCAUAUUCUAAUUCUGGCGGGGCCAUGCAAUCUGCAUAGGCACAGGGGAAAUAUCGCUCAUAAUGUGAUGAAGAGGUCUUGAAGGGUGAGUGUGAAUGCACCCUUCUGAGUCUCACUUUCACAAUUAAGACAAAUGAAUCUGAGAUUCUGCUUUCCCUUUGCGGGGAACAGCAUAAUGAGGGACUCAUUAUCUUUUCUCCUCUUUUUUCUUUUUGUCAUUUCUCGUAUUGCACUCGUGUUCAACUUAGAAGAAAUACUAUUGUUUGAAGUGAAGCUUUGUACAGCAUGCUUCAUAAUGUCUGUAGACCGCAUUGCAAACUCGGUAUAAAAAUCCUAUUAAAGCUCUUUAACUUUGUACAUGAAGUACAUACAUGUGUCUCAGCUGUUCAGUAAGGUUUUGGAAAUGAAAAGGCAAGAUACAUCCAAACUGUGAUCACGUCAGGUUGGCUUGUAAUCCUUCAAAGUACGAAGAAAGGAAGUUGCACAGGAAGAGGACCGAUAACAGUGAUGUGGAUGUGAAGGUAAGAAAGAAAUGACGCUUGGAGACUUGACAGACAGGCACCCACGGACUCCAGCUACAGACAGGCCAGGUCAAAAGUGGCAUCAACUACAAGAUGAAAUUCAGAGCCUGAAAGACAGGUCUACCAGCGUGACAGAUUACCACUCUCGCCUGUCAAUUUAUAAGGCGUCCGAUCCCGGUCUCCAUAGAGACUACAGCAGCUCUGUGCUGCCAUCAGCUUUUAU
Messenger RNA from Pelmatolapia mariae (spotted tilapia), 1413 nucleotides. Its product is annotated as serine-rich and transmembrane domain-containing protein 1. NCBI's taxonomy places the organism in Eukaryota, Metazoa, Chordata, Actinopteri, Cichliformes, Cichlidae. The transcript is spliced from 2 exons. The record is from RefSeq and is a predicted model, not a curated record. The coding region runs from base 130 to 471 and encodes 113 amino acids. Gene Ontology annotation, cellular component: intracellular membrane-bounded organelle.